AUGCUCGAUAUUUUAACACGAGCUGUUAUCAAAAAUCAAGAUCUUAGGAUAACAAAAUUAUUUGAUGAAAAUGAUGAUGUAAUUGAUCAUUUAUAUAGAGUUCCAUGUCCAUUGACUGACGGUCGAAUUAAUUUACGAGGAUAUGAUCAACCAAUUGAAUCAAAUAUACCAUGUCGACAUCAUAAAAUUCCAUUUAGUGCAUUAAAAUCUCAUUUUCGACAUUAUCAUCAUGUUUCUGAUGCAUUUGCACAAGAUCUAUUUGAUUGA
This is a messenger RNA of Rotaria sordida, 267 nucleotides long. Lineage: Eukaryota; Metazoa; Rotifera; Eurotatoria; Philodinida; Philodinidae. The record is from the annotation of a GenBank genome assembly.